CGUUGACUUGAGAAUAAGCUAGCAUCUUCUUGUUACAUACUAAGUCAGUCCUCCAUCAAUUAUUUUGAAUUCUAUAAAAAAUGGAUUCAUGUGCUUUUAGUCCUGUAUAAAUUAAUGUCCCAGUGUAGUGGAGCUUCACAGCAGCUCAGGAAGGACCCUAACAGAGAGAGCUGCAGAGCAUUUUGAAAGGAAGUGAAACUAUAGCCCAUACUUUCCAUCACCAUCACAGGACAAAAGGAAGUUGUAUUUCAAUGCCUUCUUCUGCUUCUACUGGUUACACUGCUGAACAUGAAACAGAACCACAGAUUGAACACAUAAUUGACAUUUCUAAAGAUAUUGGGCCAGCAAUGCAUGAUUUGUGUUGCAUUUACAAGGUCCCUUCCAAUCUCCGGAAGGUGAAUGAUGGAGAAGCCUAUGAACCACACUUGAUAUCAAUUGGCCCUUUACACCACAACAUGCCUAAACUUGAAUCAAUGCAUAAACAGAAGCAAAGGUAUUUUCUUUCCUUCUGGGGACGUGUAACAAACAAAAAGUCUUUAGAAAACUACAAAGACUUCCUCAAAGAAAACACUGACACGAUUCGCCAUUAUUACUCUGAGCUAGAUAAUAAUAGCCCCAUCAAUGAAAAUGAAUUUGUGGACAUGAUCCUGUUAGAUUCUGUCUUCAUCUUGGAGCUGUUUCUGAGAAAUUCAGAUCAAUCUGAAAGGAAAAAGGAUUACAUGUUCACAACAUCAUGGAUUUUCAAGGGCAUCCAGAGAGACUUGUUGCUCCUUGAAAAUCAGCUUCCAAUGUUUCUCUUGGAAGCAUUACAUAGAAAAGUUUACAAUGGAAAUUGUCAAAGUUUUGUUGAGCUUGCAGUGAACUACUUUGAAGAUUAUAUUCCACAAAGUUCAACAAAUGAUCAAAUCAAAGAAGUGAUGAUCAAUAACUUUUGUCACUUCACUGAUUUGAUUAGAAGUUUCUACCUUCCAAAAGAAGUUCAGGAGAAAGGGUGGGAGCCAUCAAAGCAUUUCACCCCUGAAAACAAACGCAUCCUUAAAACUGCAACAAGGCUUUUCGAAGCAGGGGUUACCUUUGAGGUAGUUCACAAUAGAGCCAUGUUAGAAAUAAAGUUUAAGAGGAUUCAAGUUUUGAACUGGUUUUUAUGCCUUGGUUGCAUUCCAGGCUUCAAGUUUUUCCAGUGUCGCUUGCAAAUGCCUCAAUUCAAAGCAACACAAACAACAGAAUGUGUUUUGAGGAACCUCAUUGCCUUGGAGCAAUGUCACUAUUCUGACCAACCUUUCAUCUGCAGCUAUGUUUCUCUCAUUGAUUCUCUUGUCAACUCUAAUCAGGAUGUGUCAUUGCUUGUUGACAAAGAAAUCAUUGUUCAUGAACUUGGCAGCAAUCAAGAACUUGCAGAAAUGACAAAUGGUCUUUGCAAGAAUGUUGUGGUGACAAAUAAUUAUUAUGGCAAGAUUUCAAGGAAACUCAAUGAUCACUACUAUUGCAAAUGGAAGCGUUAUAUGGGAAUGUUAACAUCAGUGUACUUCCGUGAUCCUUGGAGAAUCAGCUCAACUGCUGUGGGAAUUGUGUUUUUCGUGUUUGCUAUUAUGAACUUUCUCCGUCUUGUUGAUUUAUAUAAACCAAAACACCAUUAAUUUGUUGCUGCAUGCAAUUAUUUAUAGCAUAUUGAUAUUUCUAUGUAUUUUGUGUUCAGCUGAUAAUAAAUGAAGUUCUUGUUAAAUGUA
Lotus japonicus is the source of this 1727-nucleotide messenger RNA. RefSeq names its product UPF0481 protein At3g47200-like. The record is from RefSeq and is a predicted model, not a curated record. NCBI's taxonomy places the organism in Eukaryota, Viridiplantae, Streptophyta, Magnoliopsida, Fabales, Fabaceae. The coding region runs from base 252 to 1637 and encodes 461 amino acids. The transcript has 2 exons.